AUGGCACUCUCUAUCAAUCUCAGCACUCCAAAACCUUCUAUCUCCCUUCUCAAACCCCAAAUCUUCACCACUCCAACCAAAAGCCCUAAGCUUAAACCCAAAACCACCACAGUUUUUGCCUCCCUCUCAACUUCAACUUCAAAACCCACAGUUUCUCCGAACUGGGCCUUAGACAGCUGGAAAUCUAAACCAGCCCGCCAGCUCCCGGAUUACCCGGACCAGGUUGAAUUGGACUCGGUGCUCCAGACCCUGACCAGUUUCCCGCCAAUUGUGUUCGCGGGUGAGGCCAGGAAGCUUGAGGAGAGAAUUGCGAGUGCUGCUGUAGGUGGAGCUUUUUUAUUGCAGGGUGGAGAUUGUGCUGAGAGCUUUAAGGAGUUCAAUGCCAAUAAUAUUAGAGAUACUUUUCGGGUUUUGCUCCAGAUGGGUGUUGUUCUCACUUUUGGUGCCCAAAUGCCCGUCAUCAAGGUUGGUAGGAUGGCAGGUCAAUUUGCGAAACCUAGGUCUGACCCAUUUGAAGAAAAAGAUGGUGUGAAGCUACCGAGUUAUCGAGGAGAUAAUAUUAAUGCUGAUGCUUUUGAUGAGAAAUCUAGGACACCUGAUCCUCAAAGGUUGAUCAGAGCAUAUCUCCAAUCUGUCGGCACCUUGAAUCUCCUUAGAGCUUUUGCCACUGGUGGAUAUGCUGCUAUGCAAAGAGUGUCGCAAUGGAAUCUUGACUUUGUAGAACAUAGUGAGCAAGGAGACAGGUACAUGGAACUUGCACGGAGAGUUGAUGAAGCUCUUGGCUUCAUGGCUGCCGCUGGCCUUACUGUUGAUCAUCCUGUAAUGAACACAACAGAGUUUUGGACCUCUCAUGAGUGCCUUCAUUUACCAUAUGAGCAAGCUCUAACCAGGGAGGACUCAACAACUGGCCUCUAUUAUGAUUGUUCUGCUCACAUGCUUUGGGUAGGUGAGAGGACCCGGCAGUUGGAUGGAGCACAUGUUGAAUUCCUACGUGGUGUAUCCAAUCCUCUUGGCAUCAAGGUGAGUGAUAAGAUGGAUCCAAAGGAGCUUGUGAAAUUGUGUGAAAUUCUCAACCCUCAUAACAGACCUGGAAGACUGACGAUAAUUACCAGAAUGGGAGCAGACAACAUGCGGAUUAAACUUCCCCAUUUGAUAAGAGCUGUGCGCCAGGCUGGGCUUAUAGUCACAUGGGUCAGUGAUCCCAUGCAUGGUAAUACGAUUAAAGCUCCAUGUGGUCUCAAGACAAGGCCAUUUGAUUCAAUCAGGGCUGAGUUGAGGGCAUUCUUUGAUGUUCAUGACCAAGAAGGUAGCUAUCCUGGAGGAGUACACUUAGAAAUGACUGGGCAGAAUGUGACGGAGUGUGUUGGAGGGUCAAAGACCAUCACUUUUGAUGACUUGAAUUCCCGUUAUCACACACAUUGUGACCCUAGACUGAAUGCGUCUCAGUCGCUUGAGCUGGCAUUUGCCAUAUCAGAGAGGCUGAGGAAGAAAAGGUUACGAGCUGGUGAAGGCAUCCUUAGCGGACAGGACAUUGGUUCUGUGGCAUAA
Molecule: messenger RNA, 1548 nt
Organism: Dovyalis caffra
Lineage: Eukaryota; Viridiplantae; Streptophyta; Magnoliopsida; Malpighiales; Salicaceae
Source: the annotation of a GenBank genome assembly